Psylliodes chrysocephalus is the source of this 3455-nucleotide messenger RNA. The record is from the annotation of a GenBank genome assembly. NCBI's taxonomy places the organism in Eukaryota, Metazoa, Arthropoda, Insecta, Coleoptera, Chrysomelidae.
UGUCAGUGGCGCGAUGACGCUGUUAUUGUGCGCACGAAGUGAUCGUUUAUGUUAAUUGACGACAUCGCGGUGUGCUUUUUCAGUUUGACGUUUCAGUGGUUUUGUUGUGCAAUUUUUAUUUCAAGGAUUUGUUUUUACCUUUUGGGAGCUCAAAGCAAGGAUCAUUACUACAUUAUCAAGAACCAGAAACUGAGUUCCUCUUCGCUUACACCAAAAAAACAGUACCCAUCCGGAAUAAAUAUAAGUGAUAAUAGUGUUAAUUAUUUUUAAUUUUAAAACCCGCAUAAUGCAAAACGUGCGUAUCCACGAGCCCCAAACGGGCGGGCGUCGAGUAAUCGACAAAAUCGUAGAAGUGUCGCUAUCUAGCGGCGAUCCGUUGGUGAAACUUCGCGUGCCGCAACCGCGAGAUCUGGAAUGUCGCGUGCCCAGAGUGACAUCGGACAGAAGCAGACACGUGCCUCUGGGUCCGAAUAGCAGUGAAAAACUCUUGCAAAGUUCCAUAAUUGCGGAUAAGUACCAGUUGUUCGAGCAAGUAGAAGGUAGUUCUCUUUAUCGUUGUAUGGAUAUCAAUUCCAAGGAAGAGCUAGUUUGUAAGAUCGUAUCGCGGGAGAGCCAUUCGCUGGUAUCUGCUCACUACAAAUUAGACUUCAACUCCCGCAUAUCCUCCAUUCACGAAGUGAUAGCGAGAAAUCGCUACCUGUACCUGAUAUUCCCGAAAGCGCACGGCGAUCUGCAUUCGUACGUCAGGUCGAGGAAGCGACUUCGCGAAUCGGAGGCCAAAAAGCUGUUUCGCCAAAUCGCCGAGACCGUCCAAGUUUGCCACGAAAACGGAAUCGUUCUUAGGGAUUUGAAAUUGAGGAAGUUCGUAUUCGCCGAUCAGCAUCGGACGGAACUUAAGUUAGAAUCUUUAGAAGACGCUGUAGUUUUAGAAGAACCGGACAGCGAUUGGUUACACGACAAAAGAGGAUGUCCUGCCUACGUAAGCCCAGAAAUUUUGAAAGCCGGGGCCCAUUAUUCAGGAAAAGCCGCAGAUAUGUGGAGUUUAGGUGUUAUACUGUAUACCAUGUUAGUUGGAAGGUAUCCUUUCAACGACUCAGAACACGCCUCGUUAUUUGCCAAAAUAUCCCGUGGCCAUUUCGUCAUUCCCGAAUGUCUAUCAGCCAGAGCGCGAUGUCUGAUCCGAUCGCUGCUCAGACGAGAACCGUCAGAACGGAUCACAUCCGACGACAUCCUUUACCAUCCUUGGCUGGCGAAAGAGGACAGAGAUUGGUCUUCGAAAGCCUGUGAUCAACUCGUGCCCGAAUCUUCCCUCUAUGACGAUUAGUUCCUUUUUUUUUUCUGUGAAAAAAAAAUCGUGCAAAGUGCAAAUCUUGUGCUGUGUUUUAGAAUAAGUGAGAAAAUCCUGUUGGUAGGUUCAAAACGGCUUGUAAUUUUUCUGUAACGAAUGAUCGAUAUGACGUGGAAAAUGCAUAAGUACUACAUGCUCCAAGUAGAAAACCUUUACAGAGUAUUGCUAUUGGCAUGUCAAUAUUGAAAAAUUUAAUUCCUUUGCCUAUUUAUUACUAGUAUUUGAUAUAAACAUUUUGAUAUAUUAUGAACAUGGAGUAAUAUUUUGACAUAAAUUAACUUUUUGAAAAAUUUAACCAGUGGCGUGCUAUUAAGGUUAGUAGGAAGUUUUUCCCACAAUUUUUUACGCUAUUGAAACAUUCUUUUUAUUAUUUUUAUCUCGGAAAUGAAGAUCUUUAAUGGUUCACGAUCCUAUAUAAAAAUUAAUCAAUUAACGAGAGCUCUCUGAGGUAGAGUUUUGUCGGUCGAAUAUACUAACGCCUUGUUUGAAAUUUAGUCACAAAAUAGGCAUCUUUCAAUAUUAACACAUGACAUUUAGUAACGCACUGUAAAUUUCUGGAAAAACUGUUAUUAUUUAACAAGAAAAAAUAUUAUUUUUCCCUCAAUGAUUACAGUGGAAAACAAACAUUUGCUAAAAAAAAUACCAAAGAAAAAUAUUUUUAAAAUUCACAUUAUUUAUAAAAUUUGUAUUGUUUCUCAAUGUUAGUAACAGUUGACCUGAAAUGUUUCAACCACUAUAAUCACUGACUUCUUUUUUAAUUUUUUGCUGUUGUUUUGAACCUGCAACUGUUUUUAGAAGCCAUUCACUAGCUUUAAGUCUUGAUGAAUUGUGGUAUUGUUUUAUUUUUUUUGUUACUUGUUUUCCAAAAAAGAUUUUCCGGUACACUCGUUUUUUCUAUUUAUUUUGUUAUGUAAUAUAAGUUGAUGGCCGAAAAUCUUCUUUGGUCGCACAUUUAUUUAAAGCAUCCUGAUAUUAUUUGUUUCUGUUUAGAUUGUUCAAAACUUUGAUCUUUUUUGCAAUUAAACUAUAUAGGUCAGUUAGAAGAACUGAAUUUGUAAUUUUUUUGAUUUUUGUAUAAGCAUCACGCUGGGGAUUUUAAAUUGAUUAAAGACUGAAUAGGGAUUUAUUUUAUUUUACCAAAAAUGAACAUCGUUCCAAAAAUGUAAAUUAUUGACAGGUACAAAAAUAUUUUGUUAAAUAUGUCAGAAAAAAUAACUGCAUGACAUCUUAUUCUUAAAUUUGAUAUACAGAGUUGAAUUAGAACUUUAGUAUUUGGUUGUGAUAUUUUUAUGACGUCAUCACGACUCAAAAUAAGACGUUAUUACCAGUUUUUUGAACACCCUUUUUUUGAUAGCACCAUUUUUUUAAAUAAUAAUAUUUUCGAGUUAAUUUUUUUUAGUAUUUAUAAUGUAAUGUAUUUUUUCUCGAAAAUGUUAUGAAUAUACAACGAAAUUUUGAAAAAUGGUGAUUACGUUAUAACUUGAAUAUUGAUGAAGUCAUAAAGUAGAUCAAAAUAUAAUGUAUCUAAAAAAAAAUAAAAUUGACAUACCUGAGCAUUUUUGCCUAACCCUGUAUAUGAAGUUGCUAAUUGUUUUUAUUCGUUUUUUUUUUUUUUUUCAAAAUAUAUUUGUUACUUAUUUAAUAACUUACCUAUCCUGUGUAAAAUGUCGAUAAAAAAAUAAUUUUCUUUUCAAAUAAAAAAUAAUUUUCCUUUCAAAUGCAAGAAUUCUUUGUUUUGUUUCUCAAAUUUUUUUAUGACCAAAAUUAUUUUUUAAUCACUAGAGUAUUUCAAUUUGUGAAGAGCGAAAUGAAAUAAAACUAAAUAAUAAUAAUAAUAAUAAUUAAUAAUAAUAAUAGAAACAACCUUCGUGAUGCAUAUUAGUAUUGUGAUCUCGGUCAAAAAAACGUUUUGACCACACUAUGUAUAUUUUUUGAACUGAUCCUGUACAUAAAAUUCGUUGUAUAUUUCGUUUUUAACUUAUAUAUAAUGUUAGUUGGUAUAUUAUAAAUCGUUGUAAAAAUCAUUGUACAUAGCUUCGUAUAUGUGAGGAAAAAUCAUCGGUGGUAUAUUAUUAUGCAAAUGUUCAUAAUUAAAAAAAACAUUUUU